CACCCCAUCCGUAGCCGCCCGCGCCCUCAUUCCCAACAGGCCAACACGGCAGCACCAAAACGAAACCCUAAAUCCUCGUCCUCGUCCAGGCGACAGGCAAGGCCGCGGCACCCAGCACCGCGGCGGCGGACGGCCCAGCACGAGUAGAGCGCGGUGGACGCGGACCGGCGGACGGCCUCAGCACGAGUAGAGCGCGGUGGCGGCAGCAGCAGCAGACGGUCCAGCACGAGCAGAGCGCGGUGGCGGCGCCGACGGACGCCCCUAGCAGAGCGCGGCGGCGGGCAACACCCUUGUCAAGUUCUCCGACCAAGACAACGGCGGCGCGGACCGAGCAGUCCUCCAAUUUCUGACUUUCAUCAAGAAAGUGGUACCAUUAGUUGAUGAAGAGGCUGAAGAGACUAUUUUUGUGUUUGUCAAUCAAUGGAAAUUGAGUCAAGAUAUAUCAAAGCUCCAACAAUAGGUGGAACCGUCAAGCCUCUCUACACUAUCACUGCCUACUACUGCCAAUUUAAUCACCUUGAUUUUGAACUUUGAAGUCAAGGGAAGGUGGUGAACCAUCUUGGUUCCUUGGUUCUUCUGGCAACAGGUGUUGUCAACUUCAUAUCAGCAUUGGCAUUGUGUCUUGUUAGCAGUGAAGAAAAUGUUAUCUGUCUCCUAGGAUUUCGUUUUGAGGAAAGCCACACUGCCCUUUCCUGCAUCAUCAUGACGCUACCAGAUGAUUUGCUCAUCAGCAUCUUUCUCUUCCUCCCUCCACACCCCUCCUACCUCCUUCGUUCUUCCCUUGUAUGCAAGCAUUGGCACUCCCUCAUCGUCGACAAUCGGUUCCUCCAUCGCUUUCAGGCACUCCAUGGAUUACCUUUACUUGGUGUCUUCACCAACUCCACUCGCAUCCCUCGAUUUCUCCCUGCUGGGGAUCCUCCUAACCGUGUUGCUGCAGCAUCUUUCUCUCUACCUGAUCUUUACUGGAAUGUCCUUGGCUGCCGCCAUGGCCAUGUCCUCCUUGUUGAUUCAACAUGGCAUCAGGUCUUUGUGUGGAACCCUAUAAAUGGCCGCAAGCGCUUAAUACAAGCCCCAUCUGAUUUGGAUCCUCGUUUUAAUUAUGGGAAUGUGCCUGAAAGCAAUGCUGCUGUGGUUUGCGCAGCAAACCAUGCUGACCAUGGUUACUGCCACUCUUGUCCGUUUUUUGUAGUAUGGGUUUUCACCAGCACCCGCUAUGCUUAUGCCACUAGAUACUCAUCAGAGAGUGGCAGGUGGGACAUGAUGAAAUCUUCACCAAUACCAUCUGAUGUUGAUUUCAGGCCUAGCAUCCUUGUCAGGAAUAUCUUGUAUUGGCCGUUGAAGUCAAAGCAUAUCCUUGCAUUUGAGUUGGUCACACAUAGGUUAUAUCAUAUUGAGUGUCCACCAGAGACACAUGAUAUAUACAGGAGGAAUGUCCACAUCAUGAAAACAGAGGAUGGUGGUCUAGGUCUUGCUGCUCUGGCAAAAUUUAACCUGCGCCUGUGGGCAUGGGAAACUGAUGCUGAGGGUGUUACAGGAUGGGUACUGCGCCGGAUCAUUGAGUUGGAUAGAUUCCUGCCAUUGGAUGUAUCGUCUCUGCCCUCACCAGAAAAUGGUUCAUGUGGAAGGCCUCCUGUCAGGAUGUUGGGUCUUGUUGAGGAUGAUGAUUUGGUUUUCUUAUGGACAAUAACUGGGGUCUUUGCGGUUCAUCUCAAGUCAAUGAAGUUCAAAAAAGUGUUUGAGGCUGAUGUCUCCAAAACUGUUUAUCCCUACAAAGGUUUUCACAUUGCAGGUCUUGUUGGAUGUGGCGGUGGAAAUGUUGCAGCUGAAUAAUUGUAGACUGGUAUCUGCUGGCUUCCUUUCGUCAACUGGCAAGCAGAUAAUAGCAGAUGAUAUCUGCCGACUUCUGAUUGUCGUUCCUGCAUAAUAAAUUAUAAGCAGUGACCCAGUGACAUAAUGGUAAUCCUAAGAGGUGCCAACGUGAAUCUCUAGUUCUUUGGUUUCAUAUAUUUUGUUGUGUUGGUUGUGUAUCUACCUUAUUACGACUUGUAAGGAUCGUUUGGUGUUUAAGGUCGUAACGGCUUAAUGCUGUCGUGAUUCAUGUGGUCGUGGUCUUGGAUUAUUUGAAUAUUUAUCCUUGUGUUGUUUGUUGAGUGAGAGAAAUAGUCAUGGCUAUAUAUUCCGUCGGGCUGCUC
This is a messenger RNA of Sorghum bicolor (sorghum), 2192 nucleotides long. RefSeq lists its product as uncharacterized. The transcript has 3 exons. The record is from RefSeq and is a predicted model, not a curated record. NCBI's taxonomy places the organism in Eukaryota, Viridiplantae, Streptophyta, Magnoliopsida, Poales, Poaceae. Gene Ontology annotation, molecular function: protein binding. Bases 703 to 1830 code for a protein of 375 amino acids.